This is a messenger RNA of Lentinula edodes (shiitake mushroom), 2349 nucleotides long. Its product is annotated as P-loop containing nucleoside triphosphate hydrolase protein. The coding region runs from base 1 to 2349 and encodes 782 amino acids. Gene Ontology annotation, cellular component: cytoplasm; microtubule; membrane. The transcript is spliced from 10 exons. The record is from RefSeq and is a predicted model, not a curated record. Gene Ontology annotation, molecular function: GTP binding; GTPase activity; microtubule binding. NCBI's taxonomy places the organism in Eukaryota, Fungi, Basidiomycota, Agaricomycetes, Agaricales, Omphalotaceae.
AUGAGCUCUGCCUCCACACCUGAUACAUAUCAUGACUCCGAUGCUGGGUCAAAUCCAAGCCUCUCAGCUUCUGAAACUACGAACAGUUCGAAAACAUCAGGCGAUGGAGUAGGACUGUCCAAUGCUCAUGAUCAACUAGGACGGAAACGUAGGUACGCACUGGAUUUGGUCAAUCGUCUUCAAAACACAGGCAUUCAAACCGACAUUGAUCUUCCUCAAAUUGCUGUGAUCGGCAACCAGAGCGCCGGGAAGUCGUCUCUCAUUGAGGCAAUCUCUGGUACUACUCUUCCCCGAGCUUCAGGGACAUGUACUCGUUGUCCUACUGAGUGUCGAUUGACUAAUGUAGCUGCACCUGCACGUUGGAACUGCGUGGUUUCAAUCCGUACGAUUACUGACAGCACUGGUCAACAUCUCGGUCAAGCUCGCAACGAGCCUUUUGGAGAAGUGAUCUACAACAAAGCUGAAGUUGAAGACCGUAUUCGACGCGCUCAACGUGCGAUCCUAAAUCCGCACAUACCUCGUAGUCAAAUCCUGACGGGGGACGAGGAGAUCAACGAUGGGAGGACACUCACAUUCUCGUCAAAUUAUGUUUCUCUGCAGAUCAGUGGCCCUGAUGUCGCCGAUUUAUCGUUUUGUGAUUUGCCAGGUCUCAUUCGAUCCACCAAAGAAGGAAGCACGAACGACAUUGCUCUCGUCGAGGGUUUGGUAGAGUCGUACAUAAAAAAGCCUAGUUGCAUCAUCCUUCUCACUGUAUCAUGCGAGACUGAUCCUCAAAAUCAGGGAGCUCUUCAAUUGGCUAGGGAAUAUGAUCCUGAAGGACUUCGCACAGUUGGUGUCCUCACGAAACCCGACAGAAUAUCAGCUGGGGACGAGGAAGAUUGGGUCCGCUUUGUCAAGAAUGAAGGGGACUACAAGCUAUUGAAUAAUUGGUUCUGUGUCCGACAGCCCAAUUCGAGUGAACUGAAAUCAGGCGUCACCUGGCAAGAAGCCCGAGACAAGGAAAACCAGUUCUUCACUGCGACUGCUGCGUGGCGCGAUUUGGAUCCUAUAUAUCAACGUUAUCUUCGUACCCGCAAUCUCGUUGAGAGACUGAGCGGUAUCUUGUCAGACCUCAUAUCAAAGCGACUUCCCGAAAUCCGUGAAGAACUCCAUCAGCUCAUGCAUAACACUCGUAAAGAUUUGGCACAACUUCCGAAAGAGCCUUCCCAAGAUCCUAUGAGCGACAUCUCGGCAAUGAUUUACAGCUUUAGUUCCAGACUCUCGAGAGUCUUAGAGGGUACCCCGGAAGCUGAAGCUCUUCUUCAAUGCAUUCGACCUGCUCAAAAUGCAUUCAAGAGGGAGAUCCGUAAAACAGCUCCUAACUUCAGGCCGUAUGAGAAGAAGUAUGCUUCACAGAGGAAUAUGGCGCAUUUCAAGUUUUUGAAUAACGAGGAAGAUGAACUGGAGUGGGAUCAAGACUCAGAGGACAACACCGAAAGUGGCGCACCUGUUUACAUUGAUGAUGUCAACCGUCGAAUACAAGAUGCUCGUACUCGAGAGCUUCCCAGUAGAUAUCCUUAUGUUGUUGAGGAAUCAUUUAUUCAGCAGAUAACGAAGCAGUGGUCGGCACCUUCGCAACGCCUCUGCGAACUUGUUUACAGAACAACACUGGAUCAUGUUUUGCGACUUGUCAAGGAUCAUUUCUCUGAGUUCGGACAAGGACUCUUAGAGCGGCAAACAAGACUUAUUAUAAUGGAGCAUAUGAAGGACCGGUUCGAGGCCACUAAAGAUCGUAUUGAAUGGCUCCUUGACCUUGAGCAUCGUCCAUUUACAAUGAACACUCAUUACUUUUUGGAUUACAAGGACAAAUUUUUCUCCUACUACAAGAGUUACAGGGACCAGGAUUUAAAUCAGGAGCUUAAUUCUGCCCUCCAAGCACUGGAAUCGGAGCGUCAGCGCAAUCAGUUUGAAUGGAGUUCAAAUGCAGCAGUGGUCAAUGAAAUACUUGCAGGCCUCAUCAAACUGGGAAUAACGGGCGUGAAAGCAGUCGAUUUGGUCAAAUUUUUACCAACAGACGGAAUGGAAGGAGCGCUGGAUAUCAUGGCAGGGGUUCGAGCAUAUUUCCAAGUGGCAUACAAACGUUUUGUCGAUAAUAUUCCUUCGGCUAUCGAUCAUGAAAUGGUGCGAGGGUCUGAACGAGAUCUUAUUCGCACCUUGCCUUUAAGACUCGGUAUCCAUGGCCCAGAUGGACUAGCUAUCUGCAAAGAGUUGGCGCAAGAGAGCACACAAGUUGCAGCGAAGAGGGAGGAGCUAUCCAAAAAAUUGGAGAGGAUGAAGGCAGGAAAUGAAGAGCUUUCGCGCAUAUUUUGA